This is a messenger RNA of Suillus clintonianus, 495 nucleotides long. RefSeq lists its product as uncharacterized. Lineage: Eukaryota; Fungi; Basidiomycota; Agaricomycetes; Boletales; Suillaceae. Bases 1 to 495 code for a protein of 164 amino acids. The transcript has 3 exons. The record is from RefSeq and is a predicted model, not a curated record.
AUGUCUAAGCCUGAUUUCAUAUCUUGGACGCAAUCUCAUCUCGGCGCCUUCUAUGAAGCGCGUGAAGAUGAGGUAUUUGCCAACGCCUUCGAUGCUGCAUUCUCCCCCUCUUGUGAGGUCCGCGUUAACCAUGCACCUUCGACACUUGAUGCUUUGAGGGAAAGCGUCUCGUCCCGUAAAGUUGCCACCAGAGGAGUUGCACUCUCUUGGGAGAACCUGAUCUCCACAGGCGAUAGUCCGGACCAACCGUCGGUGGUUGCCGGAACUUUGAUUGUUACACGUAGCAUGAUGUUCCUCAUUCGCGCUGCUCCUGCUCACCGUCUGACUCACAUCAACUUCAGUGCAAGAGUGGAACUUCCAGAAGACUCCAAUGUUCAAGCGGAUGGCAAUGAUGACCGUCGCCGUAUCACCAGCCUCUAUCUUACCUCGGUGGAUAUAGUGCCGCCGAUUCACUUUGCGACACCCCAUCCGGUUAGCCAAGAAGAGCGGGAGUGA